CCUGUCUCAACUCCACCUAUGAAUACAUCUUCAACAACUGUCAUGAACUCUACAGCAGAGAGUACCAGACAGACCCUGCUAAGGCUGACGUUCCAGAAGAGCAGGGUCCCAGUAUCAAGAACUUGGACUUCUGGUCAAAACUCAUCACCCUCAUCGUCUCCAUCAUAGAGGAAGACAAAAACUCCUAUACACCCUGUCUCAACCAGUUUCCUCAGGAACUGAAUGUGGGCGUGAUCAGUGCAGAGGUCAUGUGGAACAUGUUUGCUCAAGAUAUGAGAUAUGCCAUGGAGGAGCAUGAGAAGAACCGGCUGUGUAAGAGUGCUGAUUACAUGAACCUGCACUUCAAGGUGAAGUGGCUCUACAACGAAUACUGCAAAGAGCUGCCCACCUUCCAGAAACGUGUACCUGAGUAUCCAGCGUGGUUCGAGCCGUUUGUCAUCCAGUGGUUGGACGAGAACGAGGAAGUGUCCAGAGACUUCCUGCACGGUGCCCUAGUGAGGGACACAAAGGACGGG
This is a messenger RNA of Oncorhynchus gorbuscha (pink salmon), 515 nucleotides long. Its product is annotated as protein unc-13 homolog A-like. The transcript has 5 exons. The record is from RefSeq and is a predicted model, not a curated record. Lineage: Eukaryota; Metazoa; Chordata; Actinopteri; Salmoniformes; Salmonidae. Gene Ontology annotation, molecular function: diacylglycerol binding; calmodulin binding; syntaxin-1 binding. Gene Ontology annotation, cellular component: presynaptic membrane; synaptic vesicle membrane; neuromuscular junction. Gene Ontology annotation, biological process: dense core granule priming; presynaptic dense core vesicle exocytosis; synaptic transmission, glutamatergic. The annotation marks the transcript as partial.